UACUCCACUUCAUAUCCAUUUCACUAAUUAAGCAAAAACAAGAAAGGAGAAUGGAGCUACAACUACAACACUACCAAUCAAGAAGUGGGAAGCAAAAUGUGUAUGGAGUUAAAUUCAACUCAAAAGAUUAUAGAUAUUCAUCUAAAACAUAUUUGCCUGAUCCCACUGCUCACCAAUAUCAAAUCCUUCCUUCUCCUACCAAAAUCAGACACAGUAGAGUCAAUUCAGCCAUCACCAAAGUUGUCAAACUCAGAGAAAGCCUACACAUUUUUGCACAAGGCAUCCGAGAGCAUGUGAAAAUAGGACCAAAGUUUAGCGAGAUGGUGAAAGGAAAGCUGAGACUAGGAGCAAGAAUCCUUGAGGUUGGAGGGGUUGAAAAAGUGUUCAUAAAGAAUUUUGAGGUUGUGGAUGGUGAGAAACUGUUUACUGCUUCUCAAUGCUACUUAUCAACCACGUCUGGACUCAUAGCCGGACUCCUCUUUGUGUCGAGCGAAAGAGUUGCUUUCUGCAGCGACCGAUCCAUCAAACUAACUUCUCCUAACAUAAAACUACACUACAAGGUGAUGAUCCCUUUGAAGAAAAUAAAGAGAGCAGCUGAGAGUGAGAAUGUGAAGAAACCGCGACAAAAAUACGUUGAGAUAGUGACGGAGGACAACUUCGACUUCUGGUUCAUGGGAUUUUUCAACCAUCAAAGAACGUUGAGACAUUUGCAGCAGGCAAUCCAUCAAGCCAGGAGAGACUUUUGGGCAACAGAGAUAGUAUAAGAGUGUCGUUCGUUAUUGUCUGGUUUUCUUCAUUUUAUUUCAAUUUUCUCCUUAGUAUUCGGAUGUACAAAACUAGGUUGGUGUAUACUGUGAUGAAUUUGUGAGUGUAGAAAUGAGGGACUAGAUAUUUUGAGUGUCAUCCUUUGAGACUCCAAAAAUGGAGAGGCAAAGGUAGAAGAAACUUGAUCAUGACUCACUAGUCACUCCUUUGUGCAAUAUGGUUGAACAAUUAAUGUUACUACCUACUAUGAUACGUUGAGAUCUAC
Messenger RNA from Salvia splendens (bonfire salvia), 1030 nucleotides. Its product is annotated as GEM-like protein 7. The record is from RefSeq and is a predicted model, not a curated record. Lineage: Eukaryota; Viridiplantae; Streptophyta; Magnoliopsida; Lamiales; Lamiaceae. The transcript has 4 exons. The coding region runs from base 51 to 764 and encodes 237 amino acids.